UGGACGUCAUCAUCCCCGGCUUCUAGUGCAGACUCUUCAGCUUCUGCCUUGGGUCCUGCAGCUUUCCGGUGUAGACUCGUCAGCCCCCUGAUACAGACUUGCCCAAAGCACUGCAGUGAGCUCCAGACCUUGUACUGAAUCCUUCAGUCUCUGCUAAGUCAGCAGUAAUGCUAACACUGGCAAGCAAACUGAAGCGGGAUGAUGGUCUCAAAGGGUCCCGGACGCCAGCCGCCUCGACUGACUCCACGCGAAGGGUGUCUGUGAGAGACAAGUUGCUAGUUAAAGAGGUUGCAGAACUUGAAGCUAAUUUACCUUGUACAUGUAAAGUGCAUUUUCCUGAUCCAAACAAGCUACACUGCUUUCAGCUAACCGUAACCCCAGAUGAGGGUUACUACCAGGGUGGAAAAUUUCAGUUUGAAACUGAAGUUCCUGAUGCAUACAACAUGGUGCCUCCCAAAGUGAAGUGCUUGACCAGGAUCUGGCAUCCCAACAUCACAGAGACAGGGGAGAUCUGUCUCAGCUUACUGAGAGAACACUCGAUCGAUGGCACUGGCUGGGCUCCCACGAGAACGCUGAAGGAUGUUGUUUGGGGGUUGAACUCUUUAUUCACUGAUCUUUUGAAUUUUGAUGAUCCACUGAAUAUCGAAGCUGCAGAACAUCACUUGCGGGACAAGGAGGACUUCCGGAACAAAGUGGACGACUACAUCAAGCGCUACGCCAGAUGAUGAGAGGAGCACACUGCGGCCAGGGACCCCGCGGGCCGCCUCCCGUCCUCGCGCCCCUCAGCCCCGUGGGCUGUCCCUGUCCUGCGGCUGCCCUGCCCUGGCGAAGACAUCCUCCUGACUGCCCACUGUAGCUGGAGAGUGCAGCAUAAAUACAGCAGGAAAGUGUGUCUGGCUCUAGAGCUUUGUCUGCUUCCCUUAACGUGUUUACUUUCCCAAAACUGGGCUAUCUAGGCUGACUUAUCCCGAACUCAGCCUGCAACUGCGCUUGCUCCCUGGCGCCCGCUCAGGGGUGGCUGUGGGGCAUGGAAGGGCACGUCCAGUGUGCUCGCUAAUCGGCAAGAAGAGCCCGCGCAAACUGUGACCGACGCACGUUCUCUUAGCUUCCUCUGUGAAUGUUGGCCCUGCCUAGAUGUGAAGCUUCCCAGAAUGCAUAGUCAUUCACUGUAGCUCUUACUGAAAUGCGCAUUUUAUUUAAUGUAAGUAUAUUUUGGAAGAGAUUUGUAAUUUGUACAAUUUAAUGCUUUUAUUUUUUUCUA
This is a messenger RNA of Octodon degus (degu), 1261 nucleotides long. RefSeq names its product ubiquitin conjugating enzyme E2 F (putative) (gene Ube2f). Gene Ontology annotation, molecular function: NEDD8 transferase activity. The transcript has 10 exons. Lineage: Eukaryota; Metazoa; Chordata; Mammalia; Rodentia; Octodontidae. The record is from RefSeq and is a predicted model, not a curated record. Gene Ontology annotation, cellular component: nucleus. The coding region runs from base 168 to 725 and encodes 185 amino acids. Gene Ontology annotation, biological process: protein neddylation.